AUGGUAAAAGAAAACAACCACAGUUCAGAAGAUGACGAGGCUUUAAAAGAAGAUGAUAAAGCUGCCCUUAACUGUCAAAGACAACAAAUGUUAGAUGAUGAAAGCUCAAAUAAAAAAGAUGAUAAUUCAGAAAACAAUGAAAAUUCACAAGAAUUUACACCUGUUGUCAUACCACCAGAAACAACAAUUAUUGAAAAAGGUGCUUACGAAAAUCAAAGUUUUGAAUCCAUUAACAUUCCAAGCACAGUUCAGUCUAUUGGCUAUAUAGCAUUUUCUGGUUGCAUCAAUUUAAAAAGUAUUGUAAUUCCAGACUCGGGGACUUCAAUUGGCAAAUAUGCAUUUAAAAAGUGUCCACUGACUUCGAUAGUCGUUUCAAAAAACGUACAUUCAUUACCCGGUUUUGUAUUUGAAAAGAAUCGUUUAUGCAUUCAGUCGUAUGAACCAUCUGGUUCACAUAAAACUGUCGAAUCAAAUAAAGGAACUCCCAAAAAUUUAUUUAACGAAGAUGUAAGAUUGAGAAGUAUUGUAAUUCCGACUAGUGUGACUAAAAUCGGAAGGGAAUGUUUUGAGUAUUGUCCACUUGAUGGAGAGAAAGUGUUUAGAAUUCCUCCAAAUGUAAAAGUAAUUGAAGAUGGUGCUUUUGUGAAAUGCAACUUUGAAGAAGUUGUAAUUGAAGGAGACAUCACAGAAGUGGCAAGUUCAGUGUUCAAUGACUGUAAAUAUCUUUCUAAAGUGACUCUACCAGACUCUGUUACAAAAUUUGGAGAUUAUGCAUUUGCUGGCUGUGCAUUUGAUAAAGUCUUUUUCCCAAAGAGUGUGAAAGAAAUUAAACAGGGGGUAUUUUCUAGAAAUAAUAAUAUCAAAGAGUUGGUUUGGGAUGAAAGAUUUGAUUGUAUUCCAAAUAAAUAUGUCAGUGAAUGUCGUAACCUGUCUAAAAUAGUGAUACCAAAUACUGUGACAUCAAUACAGGAAUCUGCUUUUAAUGCUUGUAUAUCACUUGUAACACUUGAAAUACCAAAUUCAGUGGUCAAAAUUGGUGAUAAUGUAUGUGAUGGCUGUAAAGAGUUAAGAAGUGUCACAUUGCUUGUUGGAAUAACAAAAAUUAAUUUUGGAUUAUUCUCAAAUUGCCCGAAAUUGAGUGAAGUUAAAAAUAUGGAGAAAGUAGUCAAAAUAAAAAAGGAUGGGUUUAAAGGAGCUCACAGAAUGUUUAAAAAUGGAAUCCCAAUUAACUUGACAGAAAUAGGAGAUUGGGCUUUUUCUGGGUGUGGAAUAAAAGAGUUGAUUGUACCAAAAUUGGAACUAAACAACAAAGUAUUUUCUAAAAACAAUAAUUUGACCAAAGUAGUUAUUUCAGAUGGUGUUGACAAACUCCCUGAGAAAUGUUUUGCAGAAUGUCCAAAUCUGAAAGUUGUUGUUAUUCCAAAUACAGUCGAGUCUAUUGAGUCAGAAUGUUUCUUUAAUUGUAUCAGUCUUGAAGAAAUUUCCAUUCCAAAGAGCGUCAAAAGUAUUGGAAAAGACUGCUUUGCUAAUUGCAAGAACCUUAAAAAGGUAAACAAAGAUGAUUCACUCAAUUGUAAUGAAACUGUAUUUGUGGGUUGUCCACUUUUAUCGAGAAAUGGUGCGAUCAAAAAGGACAAUCAAUCUAUUGGUGCUGUUGCUCAUAUUCCCAUUGAACCAUCCGAAAUUCAAGAAUACGACUUUGAAAACAAUGACAUUAUAGAAGAAGUUAUCAUGGCAGACUCUAUAAAAACUUUAGGAUUCAGAUGCUUUAAAAACUGCACCAGAUUGUCCAAGGUAGUACUUUCUCAAAGUCUUGAAAAAACAAAUGUAGAAUGUUUUUCUGGGUGUGUUAGUCUCAAAGAUAUUGAAUUACCAAAAAGUCUCACUGACAUGCAAGAAUCUGUUUUCAGUGGAUGUGUAAGCCUUACUAAAAUUGUUAUUCCAAAAAAGAUUAAUAAACUUGAUUAUGGUACUUUUGAAAACUGUGACAAGUUGGAAAUAGUACAGUUUUUAGGCGAUUUUAGAAAUUUGGAAGAUUGUGUAUUUGCCAAUUGCAAGAGUUUGAAAGAAUUUGUAUUUCCAGGAAAUUUUUUCAUGAUUGGGAAAAGGUGUUUCCAAAAUUGUGAAAAACUAGAAAAAAUAAUUUUUAACUACAAUAUAUAUCUUUAUGACCAUCUUCUAUUCAGUGGAUGUGUAAGUCUCAAAGAAAUUGAAAUUGAUUUUAUGUACGUGCCUUUCAGAUGUUUUGAUGGAUGUGUCAACCUUGAGAAAGUCACUUUUGGAGAUAAGGCUGAAAUUAUUUAUAAGUGGUGUUUCAGAAAUUGCAAAUCGUUAAAAGAAAUCACUUUGCCGAAGAACCUCUGUUAUAUCAACGAAAAAACGGUAUUUGAGGGGUGCGAUAAUCUGAAGAAGAUCAUUUACCCAGAAAACUACAAAAAGGAUAUUUAG
Messenger RNA from Entamoeba invadens IP1, 2448 nucleotides. RefSeq lists its product as hypothetical. Bases 1 to 2448 code for a protein of 815 amino acids. The record is from RefSeq and is a predicted model, not a curated record. NCBI's taxonomy places the organism in Eukaryota, Evosea, Mastigamoebida, Endamoebidae. The transcript has 2 exons.